Messenger RNA from Colossoma macropomum (tambaqui), 2584 nucleotides. RefSeq names its product baculoviral IAP repeat-containing protein 6-like. Gene Ontology annotation, cellular component: nucleus. NCBI's taxonomy places the organism in Eukaryota, Metazoa, Chordata, Actinopteri, Characiformes, Serrasalmidae. Gene Ontology annotation, biological process: negative regulation of apoptotic process. The transcript has 11 exons. Gene Ontology annotation, molecular function: ubiquitin conjugating enzyme activity; cysteine-type endopeptidase inhibitor activity. The coding region runs from base 325 to 1788 and encodes 487 amino acids. The record is from RefSeq and is a predicted model, not a curated record.
GUAUUUGUUGUUGUGUGUUAGCCACAGGUGUCGAGUGGACACGGCGGGGGCACCACGGAGGAGCAGCAACUUUACUGGGCGAAAGGGACGGGUUUCGGCACAGGCUCCACCGCCUCAGGCUGGGACGUGGAGCAGGCCCUCACCAAACAGCGCCUGGAGGAAGAGCACGUCACCUGCCUACUACAGGUGCUGGCAAGCUACAUUAACCCUGCUGGAUGUGUGGGGUCAGCCGAGGCCCCGUCAGCAGAGAGCAGAGGUCACAACAGCACGGCUCUGCCCUCAGUCCUACAGGAGCUGCUCAGCCAGUCCUGCCUCAUCCCCGCCAUGUCCUCCUACCUCCGCAACGACUCCGUACUGGACAUGGCUCGUCAUGUUCCUCUAUACCGCGCUCUGCUGGAGCUCCUCCGCGCCAUCUCCACUUGCACAGGCCUGGUGCCGCUGCUGCUGCCUCUCUCAGGCGAUGCCAGUGAGGAAGAGGAGGAGGACGAGCGCUCUGAGAGCCAGACCUCGGUUGGCAUGCUGCUGGCCAAGAUGAAGACGUGUGUGGACACUUACACCAACCGCCUCAGGUCAAAGAAAGACAAGAGCAAAGGGGUUAUGAAGACUGAGCCAUCCGAUCCGGAGCCAGAAGGCCUGACUCUGCUUGUGCCGGACAUCCAGAAAACAGCAGAGAUCGUGUACGCCGCCACCACGAGCCUACGGCAGGCCAAUCACGAGCGCAAGCUGGCAGAAUGCUCGAGGAAGGCUGCGGCGAGGCCCAAACCAUUGUCCAUCCUGCGCUCUUUAGAGGAGAAGUAUGUUGCGGCCAUGAAGAAACUGCAAUUCGACACCUUCGAGAUGGUGUGUGAGGACGAGGACGCGAAGCUGGUCUUCAAGGUGAACUACCACUACAUGUCGCAGGUGAAGAACGCGAGCGACGCGAAUAGUGCGGCACGAGCGCGGAGACUGGCGCAGGAGGCAGUCACUCUCUCCACCUCACUGCCCCUCUCCUCCUCCUCCAGCGUAUUCGUCCGCUGUGACGAAGAGCGCCUCGACAUCAUGAAGGUGUUGAUAACAGGGCCGGCGGACACACCCUAUGCCAACGGCUGUUUUGAGUUUGACGUGUAUUUCCCACAAGACUACCCCAACUCCCCUCCACUGGUCAACCUGGAGACCACAGGCGGCCACAGCGUCCGCUUCAACCCCAACCUCUACAACGACGGCAAGGUGUGUUUAAGCAUUCUGAACACCUGGCACGGCCGCCCGGAGGAGAAGUGGAAUCCUCAAACUUCUAGCUUUUUACAGGUGCUGGUGUCAGUGCAGUCACUGAUCCUGGUGGCCGAGCCGUACUUUAAUGAGCCGGGUUAUGAGCGCUCGCGCGGCACACCCAGCGGCACCCAGAGCUCCAGGGAGUACGACGGAAACAUCCGGCAAGCCACUGUCAAAUGGGCCAUGCUGGAGCAGAUCCGCAACCCUUCACCCUGCUUUAAAGAGGUGAUCCACAAGCACUUCUACCUGAAGCGAGCGGAGAUCAUGGCUCAGUGUGAAGAGUGGAUCUCUGACAUCCAGCAGUACAGCAGCGACAAGAGAGUGGGACGCACCAUGUCACACCAUGCAGCGGCACUCAAGAGGCACACAGCCCAGCUGAGGGAGGAGCUUCUGAAGCUGCCCUGUCCAGAAGGCCUGGAGCCAGACGGGGAGGAGUUUUCGGAGAAGAGCGCCGCCCUCCUGGUGAAGGAGCUGCCCGAUCAGGAGGCGGAGAAACAGAGCGACAGUCCGGACGCCCACUGCAGCGACGGGCAGCUAUGAGCCUCCGCCACUGUCCGAAAAAACUUCCCCUAGCCAUGCCUCCACACGACUAUCCGCUCACAUCAAAUAGACUUGACGGCUUCAGUGACGAAGCUGCCAUUUUGUCAAUAUUUGUAUGUAAAAAAAAAAAUCAAAUUAUGUAAUAGUAUAAAAAGAGAGGACGAAAAAAAAAACUACACAAAAUACGACAAAAAACAGAACCGCAUACAAAAAAAAGCCAGAAAGGAGGCGAAACUCCUGAACUAUGCUACCCUUACGGAGAAAAAAACAGUGGACAGAAAACACGACGAUCUUUUAUUUACCUGUAAAAGAGUGUAAACCUUUUGUGCUUUUUUUCCAAUUGUGAAAUAACCACUGAUUGCUAUGUUAUUAAACUUGUUUAUGUAUACAUAAUUACAGAGGAAAUCACAGUAUAUAUGAGGGAACUGCCUUUAGAGAAGAAUGUUUACUGAAUGUUUUCUUUUUUUUUUCCUUUUUCUUUUUUUUCCUGACUGUUAGCGCGAGGACAGUUGUAACGAAGAAUAUAUUGGUCGUUCUUUAAGGAAACUAUUUAAGAGCAAACCCACACACGUGUAUUCUCUCCGGAUUUGAGGAAGCCUCUGGUUGCCCGAUGACAUUUGCUUCUUUGAUUUCUACAAAACUCCUGUAAACUUCAAUAAAGGCUGCAAUGGAGAUUCUUAAUCGCUAUGGUUCCUGGAUGCUGUUGUACAGGCUGUUUAAAUCAUACUUUUUUUUUUUUUUGCCUCUCACUAAUUUUAAAAUGCAAGUUUAAUAAAUGCAACCUGUUUUACUUUGA